Messenger RNA from Sphenostylis stenocarpa, 939 nucleotides. The record is from the annotation of a GenBank genome assembly. NCBI's taxonomy places the organism in Eukaryota, Viridiplantae, Streptophyta, Magnoliopsida, Fabales, Fabaceae.
AUGGCCUCCGACGGAGCGACUUCGGCGGCGCUGGCGAGUCGGAGGAAGCCAUCGUGGAAAGAGAGAGAGAAUAACCGAAGGAGAGAACGAAGGAGAAGAGCGAUUGCGGCCAAAAUAUAUUCUGGACUUCGAGCUCAGGGGAACUAUAACUUACCGAAGCACUGUGACAACAACGAAGUUCUCAAAGCGCUUUGCGCAGAAGCUGGUUGGUGCGUCGAAGAAGACGGAACCACAUAUCGCAAGGGCUGCAAGCCACCUCUGGCAAAUGGUGCAGGGAGCUCCAUGAGAAACAUUCCCUUUUCUUACUCACAAAAUGCUAGUCCUUUCACUUCGUCGUAUCCCAGUCCAAUUCCUUCAUACCAAGUGAGUCAUUACUCCUCCUCUUUCCCCAGUCCGUUUCGUUUAGAUGCGGAUAAGGACAAUGUGUCAAACCUCAUUCCAUACAUUCGCAAUGCGUCCCUGUCUCUUCCUCCUCUGCGGAUAUCAAACAGUGCCCCUGUGACGCCGCCUCUGUCAUCACCUACGUCAAGAAAUCCGAAACCAAUUCCUACAUGGGAGUCUAUUGCAAAAGAAUCCAUGGCCUCCUUCCAUUACCCUCUUUUUGCAGCUUCUGCUCCUGCCAGCCCCACGCACCGUCACAUUUACACCCCGGCCACUAUUCCAGAAUGCGAUGAGUCUGAUACUUCCACCUGUGUGUCUAGCCAGUGGGUGAAAUUCCAAGCAUUUGCUCCUUCUUCAUAUGUGUUGCCAACUUCACCAACCUUCAAUCUUGUUAAACCUGUGGUUCCUCACGGUGUGCCUGAUAACUUAAUCCAAGAGAUGAGGACGAGUUCAGAAGAGUUUGGGGUACAGGUAAUGCCUUGGGUUGGGGAAAAAAUUCAUGAAGUGGCAAUGGAUGAUUUGGAACUCACACUUGGAAGUGGGAAGGUGCAGAGUUAG